UUGUGAAGUUCCCCGGCUACCAUCCAAUCUCUUAACAUCCAACUUACUGUGCCUUGGGAGUGUGACUUACAAUACGACCUGUCAUUUCGUUUGUGAUGUUGGAUACAAUCUAACUGGCGAAUCGUCUGUGACCUGUCUGGAGGACACUACUUUGUCAGCUCCUCUCCCUUCGUGCGAAGUUGUGACUUGUCAACUUCCUGAGGUAUUCUCGGCAGAACUCUCUUCUCUAUCUGGAAACUGUGAUGCAGGGAGCUCUAUUGACUUCGAAACAACCUGUUUCUUUGAGUGCUCCAUAGGAUAUACUGUGAUCGGUGGAGAGGAUGUCACCUGUCAGAGUGAUGGAGAACUAUCAGCACCUAUUCCUACCUGUGGGGUUGUAUCCUGUUCCAUACCCGAGCUUCCACCACGUCUAUCUCCUGUGGCGUCACAAUGCGAUGCAGGACUAUCCAUCAAUUACACAGAAAGCUGUUCAUACUCAUGUGAUGUAGGAUAUAAUCGUGUUGGAUCUGCAUCAGUAACAUGUCUGGCAAACACGUCUCUCUCUGAUUUUUUGCCUUCAUGUGAAGUUGAGACCUGCAACGUUUCUCAGCUGCCAUUCAACCUUUCAUCUUUAUGCAUGGAGGGACAGAAUGUGGCAUACAAUAAAACAUGUGAUUUUUCCUGCAACAUUGGCUACGACCUUAUUGGGAUGUCAUCUCUAGCCUGCCUAGCCAACGGAACCUUCUCUAAUGAUAUUCCAACAUGUCAAAUUGUAUCCUGUUCCGUACCCGAGCUUCCACCACGUCUAUCUCCUAUGGCGUCACAAUGCGAUGCAGGACUAUCCAUCAAUUACACAGAAAGCUGUUUAUACUCAUGUGAUGUAGGAUAUAAUCUUGUUGGAUCUGCAUCAGUAAGGUGUCUGGCAAACACGUCUCUCUCUGAUUUUCUGCCUCAAUGUGAAGUUGAGACCUGUAACGUACCACAGCUGCCACCCAACCUCCAAUCUUCAUGCACGGAGGGACAGAAUGUUGCAUACAAUACAACAUGCGAUUUUUCCUGCAACCUUGGCUACGACCUUAUUGGGAUGUCAUCUCUAGCCUGCCUAGCCAACGGAACGUUCUCUGAUGACGUUCCAACAUGUGAAAUCGUAGCUUGUGAAGUUCCCCAGCUACCAUCCAAUCUCUUAACAUCCAAUGUAUUGUGCCUUGGAAGUGUGACUUACAAUACGACCUGUCAUUUCGUUUGUGAUGUUGGAUACAAUCUAACUGGCGAAUCGUCCGUGACCUGUCUGGAGGACACUACUUUGUCAGCUCCUCUCCCUUCGUGCGAAGUUGUGACUUGUCCGCUUCCUGAGGUAUUCUCGGCAGAACUCUCUUCUCUAUCUGGAAACUGUGAUGCAGGGAGCUCUAUUGACUUCGAAACAACCUGUAUCUUUGAGUGCUCCAUAGGAUAUACUGUGAUCAGUGGAGAGGAUGUCACCUGUCAGAGUGAUGGAGAACUAUCAGCACCUUUUCCUACCUGUGCGGUUGUAUCCUGUUCCAUACCCGAGCUUCCACCACGUCUAUCUCCUGUGGCGUCACAAUGCGAUGCAGGACUAUCCAUCAAUUACACAGAAAGCUGUUCAUACUCAUGUGAUGUAGGAUAUAAUCGUGUUGGAUCUGCAUCAGUAACAUGUCUGGCAAACACGUCUCUCUCUGAUUUUUUGCCUUCAUGUGAAGUUGAGACCUGCAACGUUUCUCAGCUGCCAUUCAACCUUUCAUCUUUAUGCAUGGAGGGACAGAAUGUGGCAUACAAUAAAACAUGUGAUUUUUCCUGCAACAUUGGCUACGACCUUAUUGGGAUGUCAUCUCUAGCCUGCCUAGCCAACGGAACCUUCUCUAAUGAUAUUCCAACAUGUCAAAUUGUAUCCUGUUCCGUACCCGAGCUUCCACCACGUCUAUCUCCUAUGGCGUCACAAUGCGAUGCAGGACUAUCCAUCAAUUACACAGAAAGCUGUUUAUACUCAUGUGAUGUAGGAUAUAAUCUUGUUGGAUCUGCAUCAGUAAGGUGUCUGGCAAACACGUCUCUCUCUGAUUUUCUGCCUCAAUGUGAAGUUGAGACCUGUAACGUACCACAGCUGCCACCCAACCUCCAAUCUUCAUGCACGGAGGGACAGAAUGUUGCAUACAAUACAACAUGCGAUUUUUCCUGCAACCUUGGCUACGACCUUAUUGGGAUGUCAUCUCUAGCCUGCCUAGCCAACGGAACGUUCUCUGAUGACGUUCCAACAUGUGAAAUCGUAGCUUGUGAAGUUCCCCAGCUACCAUCCAAUCUCUUAACAUCCAAUGUAUUGUGCCUUGGAAGUGUGACUUACAAUACGACCUGUCAUUUCGUUUGUGAUGUUGGAUACAAUCUAACUGGCGAAUCGUCCGUGACCUGUCUGGAGGACACUACUUUGUCAGCUCCUCUCCCUUCGUGCGAAGUUGUGACUUGUCCGCUUCCUGAGGUAUUCUCGGCAGAACUCUCUUCUCUAUCUGGAAACUGUGAUGCAGGGAGCUCUAUUGACUUCGAAACAACCUGUAUCUUUGAGUGCUCCAUAGGAUAUACUGUGAUCAGUGGAGAGGAUGUCACCUGUCAGAGUGAUGGAGAACUAUCAGCACCUUUUCCUACCUGUGCGGUUGUAUCCUGUUCCAUACCCGAGCUUCCACCACGUCUAUCUCCUGUGGCGUCACAAUGCGAUGCAGGACUAUCCAUCAAUUACACAGAAAGCUGUUCAUACUCAUGUGAUGUAGGAUAUAAUCGUGUUGGAUCUGCAUCAGUAACAUGUCUGGCAAACACGUCUCUCUCUGAUUUUUUGCCUUCAUGUGAAGUUGAGACCUGCAACGUUUCUCAGCUGCCAUUCAACCUUUCAUCUUUAUGCAUGGAGGGACAGAAUGUGGCAUACAAUAAAACAUGUGAUUUUUCCUGCAACAUUGGCUACGACCUUAUUGGGAUGUCAUCUCUAGCCUGCCUAGCCAACGGAACCUUCUCUAAUGAUAUUCCAACAUGUCAAAUUGUAUCCUGUUCCGUACCCGAGCUUCCACCACGUCUAUCUCCUAUGGCGUCACAAUGCGAUGCAGGACUAUCCAUCAAUUACACAGAAAGCUGUUUAUACUCAUGUGAUGUAGGAUAUAAUCUUGUUGGAUCUGCAUCAGUAAGGUGUCUGGCAAACACGUCUCUCUCUGAUUUUCUGCCUCAAUGUGAAGUUGAGACCUGUAACGUACCACAGCUGCCACCCAACCUCCAAUCUUCAUGCACGGAGGGACAGAAUGUUGCAUACAAUACAACAUGCGAUUUUUCCUGCAACCUUGGCUACGACCUUAUUGGGAUGUCAUCUCUAGCCUGCCUAGCCAACGGAACGUUCUCUGAUGACGUUCCAACAUGUGAAAUCGUAGCUUGUGAAGUUCCCCAGCUACCAUCCAAUCUCUUAACAUCCAAUGUAUUGUGCCUUGGAAGUGUGACUUACAAUACGACCUGUCAUUUCGUUUGUGAUGUUGGAUACAAUCUAACUGGCGAAUCGUCCGUGACCUGUCUGGAGGACACUACUUUGUCAGCUCCUCUCCCUUCGUGCGAAGUUGUGACUUGUCCGCUUCCUGAGGUAUUCUCGGCAGAACUCUCUUCUCUAUCUGGAAACUGUGAUGCAGGGAGCUCUAUUGACUUCGAAACAACCUGUAUCUUUGAGUGCUCCAUAGGAUAUACUGUGAUCAGUGGAGAGGAUGUCACCUGUCAGAGUGAUGGAGAACUAUCAGCACCUUUUCCUACCUGUGCGGUUGUAUCCUGUUCCAUACCCGAGCUUCCACCACGUCUAUCUCCUGUGGCGUCACAAUGCGAUGCAGGACUAUCCAUCAAUUACACAGAAAGCUGUUCAUACUCAUGUGAUGUAGGAUAUAAUCGUGUUGGAUCUGCAUCAGUAACAUGUCUGGCAAACACGUCUCUCUCUGAUUUUUUGCCUUCAUGUGAAGUUGAGACCUGCAACGUUUCUCAGCUGCCAUUCAACCUUUCAUCUUUAUGCAUGGAGGGACAGAAUGUGGCAUACAAUAAAACAUGUGAUUUUUCCUGCAACAUUGGCUACGACCUUAUUGGGAUGUCAUCUCUAGCCUGCCUAGCCAACGGAACCUUCUCUAAUGAUAUUCCAACAUGUCAAAUUGUAUCCUGUUCCGUACCCGAGCUUCCACCACGUCUAUCUCCUAUGGCGUCACAAUGCGAUGCAGGACUAUCCAUCAAUUACACAGAAAGCUGUUUAUACUCAUGUGAUGUAGGAUAUAAUCUUGUUGGAUCUGCAUCAGUAAGGUGUCUGGCAAACACGUCUCUCUCUGAUUUUCUGCCUCAAUGUGAAGUUGAGACCUGUAACGUACCACAGCUGCCACCCAACCUCCAAUCUUCAUGCACGGAGGGACAGAAUGUUGCAUACAAUACAACAUGCGAUUUUUCCUGCAACCUUGGCUACGACCUUAUUGGGAUGUCAUCUCUAGCCUGCCUAGCCAACGGAACGUUCUCUGAUGACGUUCCAACAUGUGAAAUCGUAGCUUGUGAAGUUCCCCAGCUACCAUCCAAUCUCUUAACAUCCAAUGUAUUGUGCCUUGGAAGUGUGACUUACAAUACGACCUGUCAUUUCGUUUGUGAUGUUGGAUACAAUCUAACUGGCGAAUCGUCCGUGACCUGUCUGGAGGACACUACUUUGUCAGCUCCUCUCCCUUCGUGCGAAGUUGUGACUUGUCCGCUUCCUGAGGUAUUCUCGGCAGAACUCUCUUCUCUAUCUGGAAACUGUGAUGCAGGGAGCUCUAUUGACUUCGAAACAACCUGUAUCUUUGAGUGCUCCAUAGGAUAUACUGUGAUCAGUGGAGAGGAUGUCACCUGUCAGAGUGAUGGAGAACUAUCAGCACCUUUUCCUACCUGUGCGGUUGUAUCCUGUUCCAUACCCGAGCUUCCACCACGUCUAUCUCCUGUGGCGUCACAAUGCGAUGCAGGACUAUCCAUCAAUUACACAGAAAGCUGUUCAUACUCAUGUGAUGUAGGAUAUAAUCGUGUUGGAUCUGCAUCAGUAACAUGUCUGGCAAACACGUCUCUCUCUGAUUUUUUGCCUUCAUGUGAAGUUGAGACCUGCAACGUUUCUCAGCUGCCAUUCAACCUUUCAUCUUUAUGCAUGGAGGGACAGAAUGUGGCAUACAAUAAAACAUGUGAUUUUUCCUGCAACAUUGGCUACGACCUUAUUGGGAUGUCAUCUCUAGCCUGCCUAGCCAACGGAACCUUCUCUAAUGAUAUUCCAACAUGUCAAAUUGUAUCCUGUUCCGUACCCGAGCUUCCACCACGUCUAUCUCCUAUGGCGUCACAAUGCGAUGCAGGACUAUCCAUCAAUUACACAGAAAGCUGUUUAUACUCAUGUGAUGUAGGAUAUAAUCUUGUUGGAUCUGCAUCAGUAAGGUGUCUGGCAAACACGUCUCUCUCUGAUUUUCUGCCUCAAUGUGAAGUUGAGACCUGUAACGUACCACAGCUGCCACCCAACCUCCAAUCUUCAUGCACGGAGGGACAGAAUGUUGCAUACAAUACAACAUGCGAUUUUUCCUGCAACCUUGGCUACGACCUUAUUGGGAUGUCAUCUCUAGCCUGCCUAGCCAACGGAACGUUCUCUGAUGACGUUCCAACAUGUGAAAUCGUAGCUUGUGAAGUUCCCCAGCUACCAUCCAAUCUCUUAACAUCCAAUGUAUUGUGCCUUGGAAGUGUGACUUACAAUACGACCUGUCAUUUCGUUUGUGAUGUUGGAUACAAUCUAACUGGCGAAUCGUCCGUGACCUGUCUGGAGGACACUACUUUGUCAGCUCCUCUCCCUUCGUGCGAAGUUGUGACUUGUCCGCUUCCUGAGGUAUUCUCGGCAGAACUCUCUUCUCUAUCUGGAAACUGUGAUGCAGGGAGCUCUAUUGACUUCGAAACAACCUGUAUCUUUGAGUGCUCCAUAGGAUAUACUGUGAUCGGUGGAGAGGAUGUCACCUGUCAGAGUGAUGGAGAACUAUCAGCACCUUUUCCUACCUGUGCGGUUGUAUCCUGUUCCAUACCCGAGCUUCCACCACGUCUAUCUCCUGUGGCGUCACAAUGCGAUGCAGGACUAUCCAUCAAUUACACAGAAAGCUGUUCAUACUCAUGUGAUGUAGGAUAUAAUCGUGUUGGAUCUGCAUCAGUAACAUGUCUGGCAAACACGUCUCUCUCUGAUUUUUUGCCUUCAUGUGAAGUUGAGACCUGCAACGUUUCUCAGCUGCCAUUCAACCUUUCAUCUUUAUGCAUGGAGGGACAGAAUGUGGCAUACAAUAAAACAUGUGAUUUUUCCUGCAACAUUGGCUACGACCUUAUUGGGAUGUCAUCUCUAGCCUGCCUAGCCAACGGAACCUUCUCUAAUGAUAUUCCAACAUGUCAAAUUGUAUCCUGUUCCGUACCCGAGCUUCCACCACGUCUAUCUCCUAUGGCGUCACAAUGCGAUGCAGGACUAUCCAUCAAUUACACAGAAAGCUGUUUAUACUCAUGUGAUGUAGGAUAUAAUCUUGUUGGAUCUGCAUCAGUAAGGUGUCUGGCAAACACGUCUCUCUCUGAUUUUCUGCCUCAAUGUGAAGUUGAGACCUGUAACGUACCACAGCUGCCACCCAACCUCCAAUCUUCAUGCACGGAGGGACAGAAUGUUGCAUACAAUACAACAUGCGAUUUUUCCUGCAACCUUGGCUACGACCUUAUUGGGAUGUCAUCUCUAGCCUGCCUAGCCAACGGAACGUUCUCUGAUGACGUUCCAACAUGUGAAAUCGUAGCUUGUGAAGUUCCCCAGCUACCAUCCAAUCUCUUAACAUCCAAUGUAUUGUGCCUUGGGAGUGUGACUUACAAUACGACCUGUCAUUUCGUUUGUGAUGUUGGAUACAAUCUAACUGGCGAAUCGUCUGUGACCUGUCUGGAGGACACUACUUUGUCAGCUCCUCUCCCUUCGUGCGAAGUUGUGACUUGUCCACUUCCUGAGGUAUUCUCGGCAGAACUCUCUUCUCUAUCUGGAAACUGUGAUGCAGGGAGCUCUAUUGACUUCGAAACAACCUGUAUCUUUGAGUGCUCCAUAGGAUAUACUGUGAUCGGUGGAGAGGAUGUCACCUGUCAGAGUGAUGGAGAACUAUCAGCACCUUUUCCUACCUGUGCGGCUGUAUCAUGUUCCAUACCCGAGCUUCAACCACGUCUAUCUCCUAUGGCGUCACAAUGCGAUGCAGGACUAUCCAUCUCUUACACAGAAAGCUGUUCAUACUCAUGUGAUGAAGGAUAUAAUCUUGUUGGAUCUGCAUCAGUAAUGUGUCUGGCAAACACGUCUCUCUCUGAUUUUCUCCCUUUAUGUGAAGUUGUGACCUGUAACGUACCACAGCUGCCACCUUACCUUUCAUCUUCAUGCAAGGAGGGACAGAAUGUGGCAUACAAUGCAAAAUGUGCAUUUUCCUGCAACAUUGGCUACGACCUUAUUGGUGGGAUGUCAUCUCUUGCCUGCCUAGCCAACGGAACCUUCUCUGAUGACAUUCUAAGAUGUCAAAUUGUCACGUGUAGCAUCCCAUCUUUUCCGGCAAACCUCACCACUGACAACACACAAUGCGGUACAGAGAUGAGGAGAGACUACAACACAUCGUGCAUGUAUGAAUGUCAGCCCGGAUAUGACCUCAUCGGUAACUCGUCUGUCAUGUGUCAGGCUAGUGGGGCGUUGUCCGCUGAUCUACCAACUUGUGAAGGCAUGUCAAUCUGACAAUUAUUAUUAGAAAAUUCACACGAAUAACUUUAAACAUAUUUCAGUUCUUGUAACAAAGUCCAGGACUGAGUGUGAUAGUUCUACAUGUUAAAAUAAAAAUCCCGUGUGCAAUGUAUAUGUUUGUAGAUAAUUUCAUUUUUAAUAAGAAUAUGGAAAGUAUUAAAUU
This is a messenger RNA of Strongylocentrotus purpuratus (purple sea urchin), 7913 nucleotides long. RefSeq names its product sushi, von Willebrand factor type A, EGF and pentraxin domain-containing protein 1-like. Bases 617 to 7744 code for a protein of 2375 amino acids. Lineage: Eukaryota; Metazoa; Echinodermata; Echinoidea; Camarodonta; Strongylocentrotidae. The record is from RefSeq and is a predicted model, not a curated record. The transcript has 41 exons.